AUGAAGACGGCGAUAAGUGGUCGGGGAAUGGUCUCUCACGUCAUCGGAGUGCCUCCUCCCCCACCACGAACCGAUCCAGCCUUCUCACAGUGGCAACAAGCCGAUCACUGUGUGUUCACUUGGCUGAUUCAGAACAUCGAAUCUCGAUUAGUCAGUCGGGUUUCACAACAUCCGACAGCUAAGCAUAUCUGGGAUGCUUUGGCGGUCACUUACGGGAGCGGAGGAGAUAAAAUCCAGGUGUAUGAUCUCCAGUUCAAAGCCACAACACUGAGACAAGGAAGCAGUUCAUUAGAAGAAAUAUGGAGCCGGUUGGGAGAAAUUUGGAUCUCAAUUGACCAAAAACAGAAGAACCCAAUGAAAUAUCCAGAGGAUAUGGAGAUUCAUGAAAAAUUCAUACAAGAUCAGAGAGUAUGUCAGUUUCUCUAUGCAAUUGACAACAAAUAUGAAACAACCAAGAGGGAGAUAUUGAAAAUGGAUCCACUUCCCUCCGUUGACUACGCGUACAAUCUGAUUCAGCAGGAGGAGACACGUCUCCAAGUUUUACAGCAGGCGAACAACGGCGGAGCAGUUACCACAGAUGGAAUCGGAACUGGCCUCGCCAUCCGAGGGUGGCAGAACCAGACCGGCAGCUCCCGGGGUGGCGGCCGCGGCAGCAAUAGUGGUGUUCGCGGCGGUGGCAACAGCAGGAGUCAGCGAAAUUAUGAAGAAGACAAAUCAAAAUUAGUGUGUUCCUACUGCAGACGGAAAAGACACACAAAAGAUUCAUGCUUUGAACUAAUUGGAUAUCCGGAUUGGUGGGAAGAAAAGCACGGCAAGCCGCCGCCACCGCAAACACCCCGGAACCGCGGUGGAAACGCCGCUGCAGCAGUCAGAGGCACCGCCAUCAACGGUGGGCAAGGGGUCGCGCAGACCAGCGCCGCUGUCCAGUCAAAUGGAGGCGAAGACGUCGCAGCUCAGCCGACGAACACAAUCGGGGCGGCGAACUUCGUCGCCGGCGGGAAUGGAAGCGUUAUUCAAGAUUGGAGUGGAGAAUUGUUGGAGGAGGAGGCGGCGGAUCCUUUAGGAUAUUCGAACCGGGGAGAUAAUUGGACGUGGCACUGAAUGCGAUGGGCUCUAUUACGUGGAUGAGAUAGCUCAAAAAGGGACUGCCAUGCUAACUCACGGAUCAGCUGAUCGGAAAGCUUGGCUUUGGCAUCGGCGUUUGGGUCAUCCCUCUAUCGGUUACUUAAAAUUGUUAUUUCCUAGUAUUACUCCUAAGCAUGACAUGUACUGUGAAACUUGUCUUUUAUCCAAA
Salvia hispanica is the source of this 1294-nucleotide messenger RNA. RefSeq lists its product as uncharacterized. NCBI's taxonomy places the organism in Eukaryota, Viridiplantae, Streptophyta, Magnoliopsida, Lamiales, Lamiaceae. The record is from RefSeq and is a predicted model, not a curated record.